AUGUGUGGACUUCAGAAUUCCCGAGAUGCUUUGGUGAGCAUCUCGAGUCAUGAGAAUGGACAUAACAAUAACAAGGGCAUCUUUUUUUCUGACUUCCAGAUCCUGUCUCGCUGUGCUAUCUCUGCUGUGCAAGAGGUGCGUGAUUCCAAGGGACUGGCUAUUCAGGCACUACUCCAGAAGCUCAAUAGGUACUACCGACUCAGCAGGAACAUGGCAUCACUGAUUUCCUCUUUUCCCGUCCCCCACAUGGCAGUUGCUUCAGACUUUGUGCUACUCUUGCACCAUACCUGUCCUCGGGAAGCUGCCCGUGAGCUUGACCUGCUGUUUGAAGUAUGCAUGGAGCUAAUGCAUUGGUGGAAAACGGAGAAUGUGAUGGUGCUGGGAGACCUGAAUGCAGGUGGUGCCUACGUCCCAAUGAGCGCGUUGGCCAGGAUCCGCCUGCACAAUCACCCUGCCUUCCAUUGGCUGAUCAGCGAUGAAGAAGACACCACCGUCAGCCACCGAACUUGCUGUUCUUAUGACAGAAUCAUAGUUCAUGGAGAAGAAUUACUCUCUGCUGUUGUGCCCGGAUCAGCCAAGCCAUACAAUUUCACAAAGGCAUUUGGAUUGUCUGAAGAAGAGGCCUUAGAAAUCAGUGAUCACUACCCUGUGGAGGUGAAGCUGAAGCUUGCUCCAAAGAACCAACAGGAACUCUAA
Molecule: messenger RNA, 696 nt
Organism: Thamnophis sirtalis
Lineage: Eukaryota; Metazoa; Chordata; Lepidosauria; Squamata; Natricidae
Source: RefSeq, a predicted model, not a curated record